AUGGACUGGGUGUCAUCUUGUGCCACUUACGUUCUUGUGAAUGCAAAGAUCUUCAUCAAUGAAGAGCCUGAGCAAUACAGUCUUAACUCCAAUUUCAAGUCGAAGAAGAUCCUCAUCAAUGUGAAUCAACCUAUCAAGGCCGAAGGUCCUGACCAAACGGAGGUGAUGAAAGCCAUGCAGGAGGAUCGGAAGUAUGCUAUCCAGGCUACCAUCGUCCGGAUCAUGAAGGCCCAGAAGUUGAUGAUGAACCAAUAG
Messenger RNA from Desarmillaria tabescens, 255 nucleotides. RefSeq lists its product as uncharacterized. Gene Ontology annotation, cellular component: SCF ubiquitin ligase complex. The record is from RefSeq and is a predicted model, not a curated record. The coding region runs from base 1 to 255 and encodes 84 amino acids. Gene Ontology annotation, molecular function: ubiquitin protein ligase binding; protein-macromolecule adaptor activity. The transcript has 3 exons. NCBI's taxonomy places the organism in Eukaryota, Fungi, Basidiomycota, Agaricomycetes, Agaricales, Physalacriaceae. Gene Ontology annotation, biological process: SCF-dependent proteasomal ubiquitin-dependent protein catabolic process; protein ubiquitination.